AUGGCCAAACAAAUGACAAUCCAUUCCAUGGAUCAGUUGCCGAUCGUCUCGGCAUUCAAAAUACUCAGACCAGUGAUGAACGACCGACGGCUCAAGACAUCUGUCCGCUUGUUGUGUGUCUUCGGUUACAACGGAUCUGAAGUACUCUUUGCGACCACUGAUGACAAGGUCUACGCUUUCGGUGAUAAUAAAUUCGGACGUCUGGGCGUAGGGGCGGACACGAGUCCCGUAACUGAUCCCACACUCGUCACCGCACUCUGCGGUCAACGGCUGGCGAACGUCUACUACGGGUUCGGGCACUGCAUUGGAGUGACGAGUGAUGGCCGGUGUUAUGGUUGGGGCGAUAAUAGUUACGGACAAUUAGGCGACGGCCGGACCCGUUGCCACUCAAACGCACCGCAACUCAUACCGAUUGCCGGACCAGUAGUGGACGUGUCGUGUGGUAACAGUUUUACUAUAGUGUUGACCCGUGUCGGCCAUAUGUAUGGCUUUGGCCGCAAUCUGAUGGGCCAAUUGGGCGACGGCUCGUUAAUCUCUCGCCUAACGCCUACCCCUCUGGACAUCGACUUUGGCGGUCGAGUGUUAUGGUUAGCCAGCGGUCGGAAUCAUACGGCGGUCGUGACGGACACCGGCCGGGCCUACGUAUGGGGUCUGAAUAUAUGCGGCCAAUUGGGUCACCACAUGGACGGAGACCUGAUCCCCGGCCAACAGAUGCCGGCGUGCGCUACACCAGAACCGGUCAAACGGUUCCGGCAUCGGGUUAGCAAAGCUGUGUGCGGUCCCGACCACACACUCCUACUGACCACCGAUGGACAGGUGUACGCGUUUGGCGAGAAUAAGCACAGGCAGAUCGGCAACGGCUCGACCGACACUCAAUGGACACCGUUUUGUGUGGCCGAUGGGAUCCGUUUCAAAGACAUUUAUGCUAAGAGUGUUCAGGCGUUGUGUAUCGCUGUGUCGGUGGACGACCGGUACUACGUGUGGGGCGGCUCUAAGUUACGCAAACCGCAGCCACAGCCGGAACCGAUGGCCACACAUACGGUGUACGAUAUAUACGCUGUUUAUACAACACUUGAGAUGACAUUUGAGGCCAUUAUCAUUGAUAAUAAGACAUUCCGCGAACCUAUUGGUCAGAAUGUGGUAAAAGAUUUGAUUUGCUUUGAGAACAAAGUCAUCGAUGGUAUCAAUGGUGUAGAUUAUGGCGGAGGAGGUGAUUGUCAGUAUAGUCUCAAUAGCAAUGGUUUCAGCAGUGGAUCAGAUGUGAUGGCAAUUAGCGAAGAGUUGAUUCCUAUGCAUCUCUUUGCGAGACACUUAUCGGACAUGUUUGACAACGAAUGCGAUUACGAUUUUUUGUUUGUAUUUAACGAUAAACGCAUUUAUUGUCACAAAUCUGUGAUUAAAAUACGAAACAAACAGUUUUGGCAAAAAUGUCAGCAAAUGUUGAAUAAAAUUAAUAACAAUUCAAUCGAUAAUGAGAUUCACAUUAAGAGCUAUUCUUACGACUCUUUCUAUCCAUUCCUUCAGUUCUUGUAUGCAAUCAAACCGAAGAUCACUCCCAGAAUCGCUCGCGAAGUCUUAAAGUUGGCCACACUUUAUAGCGAAUCAGUACUUCAUGAAUGUUGCGGACAGACAUUGGGAUCAAGUGAUGAGACAAUUGAUUUAUCAAACAUUUGUAGUUUGUAUGAGAAGUCUAUCACCAAUGGAUGCGUUGAUUUGAAUAUUUACGUAAAGUUUCCCGAUUUGUGUCCACAAACGGUGGUCACCGAAGAUCACCACAAACUAAAGAUCAAAGUAUUGGCUGUUUUCGGUGAUAACGGCGAUGAAGUGAUUGUUGUGACCGCCGAUGACCGGGUCUACGGCUUCGGGACCAACCGUUUCGGUCGAUUGGGUCUCGGAGUGAAUGGUUUGAUCGCAAGACCGCAACUGAACGCCACUCUCACCGGAAAGAAGAUAACGAAGAUAUGCUAUGGUUUGGGACACUGUAUUGGACUGACCCGUAGUGGACAGUGCUAUGGAUGGGGACAUAACGCGAGCGGACAGCUCGGCAUCAGAUCUGUUGAAGACAUGUCAACCCCUCAACCAAUCAAAAUACUUAAUAAAACAUUACUACCCAAACCAGUGACAGAUAUUUCAUGCGGUGAUAAUCACAGUCUUGUGCUGACCAAAGACGGCUUUAUCUACAGCUUUGGGGCCAACGAUCGGCGCCAAUGCGGCCACAAAGAGGGCGAAAUGAUUUGGCGACCGUUUAGAGUCAAAAUUAAAGAUAGAUUUGUGUCCAUUUCUUGCGGUCGCAGCCAUUCAUCGGCUCUGACCGAUACGGGAAUCGCUUACGUCUGGGGCAGUAAUGAUAGCCAACAAUUGGGUCCCAAAGCUGUUGUAGUGCCCGGAAAGACGUAUUGUUGGCCGCAAUUGUUUAAAAUUGGCCACAAUUCCGAUCCCAUAUACGAAACGGUGAUCUGCGGACCCAAUCACACGGUACUGCUGGCGGCGGCCGGUGUUGUCUACCUGUACGGCAGUUACGACUGGAAACCCGAUCCCAAAAGUGACCCAUUAUUGACAAUUUUCCCCAAUAAGUACGUCAAAGCCAUUGACACUACUUAUGACAAUCGGGUAGUGAUUGUGACGGCAAUUGACGGCCAGCUGUUCAUUCUCGGGAAAGCCGACGGUUCCAUCACUUGGACUCUCAUUGAUAUACCGAUCGGUUGUUCACUGUUUGACAUUUACGCCAAAUAUUGUGGUUAUAACCGGACUUUCGCAUCGAUUGUGGAUUUAAUUCAAACAUCGAUGUCAUCGAUGAAGAGCUGUUCCCAAAGCGAUGAAGAAAUCUAUUGGUCUGAAGAAGAAGAGACAGAAGAACGCAAUGAUUUAGUUAUUAAUACAAUCGGUCCACACAUUGACGAUAAGUGCCAGAAAUCGGGUUCUGUAUUACCCGACGGCACGUCAGAUGUUUUGAUAUCGGAAUCAAUUGAUCCUAAAUCGAGCGGUAAUUCAACGAAAUCUAGUUUAUGUCUCAAUGAAUGUGAGGAUAACAUGAAGAAUACGGUAACCGUUGACUCCAAGAACACCGCUUCUUGUGAACUGAAUUUAGUUAAAUCCAGUGUUACUUCGGGAUCCUUUGGCCGCAAGAUUGCCACUAAAAGUGCUUCAAUCGCACCUCGUUUAAGCAUUCAAAGUAUUGAAGCGAUUAAAAAGCAUUUGUUGCCCAACAAGGCAUCGACGAAGAGCUGUUCCAAAACUGUUGAGAUCUAUUCCUCUGAAGAAGGCAAUCAAUGUCACAAAUUGCGGCCAAAUAACUGUUCCGAAAGCGAUGAAGAGAUUUAUUUAUCUGAUUCCGAGUGCGAAGAAUCACACACUACGGGAACCAUUGACUCCAAGAGCACCGAUAGUUGUGAUCCGAUCGUAUCGAAUGGUUAUGAAAAGCAUUCGUUUAAAGCGUUUAACAAUCGAUUGGAUUAUGAUUUAAGAUUUAUUGUCGAAAAUCAGUUCAUAUAUUGUCACAAAUCUGUUCUUAAGAUUAGAAACAAAGAGUUUUGGGAAAUAUGUGAACAAAAUAUGUUUACCGAACGGGAGAUCGAAAUCAAUGCCUAUUCUUAUGACACAAUUAAAGCGUUUCUUAUGUUUUUGUAUGGAUUGAGACCCGAAGUGAAUGACCAGAACUGUACGGAACUCUUAGGUUUGGCUGAAGAUUACGGCGAACACAGACUCCAAGAUAUUUGUCGAAACUCUAGAAAUGUUAAUAAAAUUUAA
Molecule: messenger RNA, 3747 nt
Organism: Medioppia subpectinata
Lineage: Eukaryota; Metazoa; Arthropoda; Arachnida; Sarcoptiformes; Oppiidae
Source: the annotation of a GenBank genome assembly